Molecule: messenger RNA, 2019 nt
Organism: Panicum hallii
Lineage: Eukaryota; Viridiplantae; Streptophyta; Magnoliopsida; Poales; Poaceae
Product: exocyst complex component EXO70H1-like
Exons: 2
Coding region: 150-1973 (607 amino acids)
Biological process (GO): exocytosis
Cellular component (GO): exocyst
Molecular function (GO): phosphatidylinositol-4,5-bisphosphate binding
Source: RefSeq, a predicted model, not a curated record
GAGAAGCAGCUGCAUGCAGGCUGAAAUUACAACCAACCACUCCAGAUUCUUCUUCUGUGUAUAUAUAAACAUAUAAGAGAAGAAGCAGCAGCAACCGCAAAUCCAAUGCAAAUAAAGCUAGUUCUCGGCCUCUGCGAUCGAUAUGAUCCAUGGCCUCCCCAUCGCCACGCCGCCAUGCCCUCCCUCCGCCACGCCACCUUCGCACGCUCUCCUCCACGCUCGUCCAAGAGAGCGUUGCCGCUGCCGCCGCGCUCGUCCAAAAGUGGCACCCCGACGACGACAGCGGCUCCCUCUUCCUCCACGCUGCGGAGCACGAGGCCCAGCGCUUCCUGCGCGCCGCCGCCGACCUCCACCGCGCCAUGCUCUUCUUCGCCUCCAACGUCACCCACGGCGGCCACGGCCUCGUCCAAGCGCAGGCGCUGCUCCUGACCGCUAUGGGCAGGCUCGACCUCGAGCUCCAACUCCUGCUGGAUGACAUCACCCAAUCCGCCGACGACGCCACUCGCAGCAACAUCCGCGCCGUUGCGGAGGCCAUGAUGGCCGCCGGCUACGGCAAGGAGUGCAUCUCCACAUUCAAGUCCCACCGUCGCGCCGCGCUGGCCACCGAGCUGCAGCGUCUGCUCGGCUUCUUGUCGCCUCCUGACCACUUGCACAAGCUCACCUGGGAGCAGCUCGACGGCAGCAUCAUACCCUCCUGGCUCGCCGCCGCAACCGUCGCGUUCAACUCCCUCUUCGCCGCGGAGAAAGGCCUCUGCGACGCGGUGUUCGCCGGCGGCAACGCGGCUGUCGGCGAAGCGGUGUUCGCGGCCGUGGCCAACGACCAGGCCACAAGCCUCCUCGCCGUCGCCGAGGCCGCGGUGGCACGAGCAAGGCGCGCCCCGGAGCGCCUGUUCCGGGUGCUCGACGUCCACGACGCCCUUACCGAGGUGCUGCCAGGGCUCCUUUCCGUGUUCGGUGACAGCUCCGAGGUCGCCGCCCGCGCCGCCCUUGUGGUCGCCAAGGUCGGCGAGGCUGCGCGCGGGAUCCUGGGCAGCUUGGAGGUGGCCAUCCAGAAGGAGCCGUCCAAGGCCACGGCGGCCGGCGGCGCGGUGCACCCGCUGACCCGCUACGUGAUGAACUACCUCGUCUUCCUCGCCGACUACCAGGAGGGCCUUGCUCUUCUUGUCUACGACGACCACGAGCAGGAAGCAUCGUCGUCGCCGUCGGUAAUAAUCCAGCGCCUGGUGUCGGCCCUGCUGGGCAAGCUGGAGGCCAAGGCCGGCUGCUACCGGGAGGUGGCGCUGAGCUACCUGUUCCUGGCGAACAACACGCAGUACGUGGCCAACAAGGUGGUCGGCAGCGGCAAGCUGCGGGGGAUCCUCGGGGACGGGUGGGCGGAGGCGCAGAGCGGCAAGGCGCGGGCGCACGUCGGCGUGUACGUGCGCGCGGCGUGGGGCAAGGUGAUGGCCGCCAUCUCGGGAGCCGAGGCGCCGGAGGCCGUGGAGCAGGCGGUGAUGGAGGCGGUGGGCAUGCAGGAGCAGUGGGUGGCGGCGGACGAGGAGACGGGCGAGGCGUUGAGGGCGGCGGCGACGGCGGCAGUGGUGCCCAAGUACAGGAUGUUCUACCGGCGGUACGGCGCGGCGGUGAGGCUAACGCCGGGGGACGUGACCACCAUGAUCGCCGCCCUCUUUGCCGGGCCGGUGGGAUGUAGCAGGAAGAUGAUGUCCGAGCUCGAUCAAUCAGUGCCGAAGGUGGAGGAUGAAAUCAAUCAAAGAAUAGUAUUACUGGCCGGCCGGCCGGCCGGCUCUCUUUUAUUUGACAGAUUCUGCGGCCUCGCUAGCUGUUGCUGGAUCAUAGCUCAGACACACAGACCAGACAGCAAGCUGAGGUCGCAAAUUAGCAAGGGAUCAACUAGGUCAAUCUACACUAUUAUAUUGGAGAUCGAAUUACUUGCCCCCUUUGCAUUGCUCAGCUCUAAUAAUCAUGUAUCAUAAGCACAUGAUAUUAUAAACUCGAUCUUCACCAUCUUCGCCUAACAGU